Exophiala oligosperma is the source of this 651-nucleotide messenger RNA. RefSeq lists its product as uncharacterized. The record is from RefSeq and is a predicted model, not a curated record. Lineage: Eukaryota; Fungi; Ascomycota; Eurotiomycetes; Chaetothyriales; Herpotrichiellaceae. The coding region runs from base 1 to 651 and encodes 216 amino acids. The transcript has a single exon.
AUGGGUCUUUCCGAGAUGGUACCGUCCUUCGACACAGAACUGGUCUCGAGCAACGACUUUCUACGCAUAUACUUGGAAGAGCUGGAAACAUUUCAGCAUCUUUAUGACCUGCCGCUCAACUCGACUGAUGAAGAGGAAGGUUCAAGUUCGAACAACAAUAAAGGAGGCUUACCGACACUCGAUCCGUGUCCUUACCCCGAGCUAAUGCGAAUCUUCAUGUUUGUUCGGCUAGCAUACGGAGCAGCCCUGCGACUAUCCGUUCUUUUGCGGCAGUACAUGGAUGACUCAGAAUGGUUUGAAGACCAUGGUCAGAAAACUCCCCCAAUGAGUCGGGACGAAUUCUUUCGACAAUGGUCCAACAAAGACACAGAUUUGAGUGCUGAUAAGGAACUUCUGUAUAUCCACAGCCUACUCGCCUUCGUGCAAAGUCAGGAGCCUCUUAUAGCAGAUGAGAUGAAAAGAUUCGCUGCUCUACAUCCGGACAGUGUUGCCAACUGGGAUCGCGUCAAUCGUCCUAGUAUUGAUCUCGACGCCAUGGCGUAUAUAAUGCAAAAGGCGGACGAAAUGCCCGAGGUUAUCAACAGACGAUUGCACGGAUACAUCGGCCAAGAAGUAUAUCUGUUCCCAGCCCUGGACGAAUCGAUCGACUGA